Molecule: messenger RNA, 1349 nt
Organism: Stomoxys calcitrans (stable fly)
Lineage: Eukaryota; Metazoa; Arthropoda; Insecta; Diptera; Muscidae
Product: glycerol-3-phosphate phosphatase
Exons: 3
Coding region: 156-1082 (308 amino acids)
Cellular component (GO): cytoplasm
Molecular function (GO): phosphatase activity
Source: RefSeq, a predicted model, not a curated record
UUUCUACGGUAGUACUAGGGGGUCAAUCGUUGUGUAAAGAAUCGUGGCGGCAGAGGAUUACUAUUGUUGCUUGGAAAUACUAAAUAAACAAUUAAUUAUAUAAAUAUUUCAAUUAAUACUAAUAAUAAAAAAUAAAUAAAAGUGCGGGUAUAAAAAUGUUAAAAGAUCCCAUAAAUCUGGACUCUGAAGGCGAUAAGCAAAGGCAGGCAAAUUGGCUGGAGUCAUACAAUGUCAUAUUGACCGAUUGCGAUGGUGUUUUAUGGUAUGAUGAUGAAGUCAUUGCCGGAGUUCCCGAAACCAUCAAUGCCCUGCAAGCUAAGGGAAAGAAAAUCUAUUUUGUUACCAAUAAUGGCACCAAAACUCGCGCCGAAUUAUGCGAGAAAGCUCGACGCAUGAAUUUUAACAUAGAAGAAACUCAAAUCAUAGCUCCCACUUUUUCGAUAGCCGAAUAUCUCAAGCUUAAUCUGAAAAGGAAGGACAAAGUCUAUGCCAUAGGCAGUUCGGCCUUGGGCAAGGAAUUAGCAGCUUUAGAAAUUCCAUUUUUUGGUUUGGGCCCUGACCCUGUAAAACCUAUAUGGGUGGAUGUAUUGCAGGCCAUAGACAGACAAACUAAAUCGGAUACUAUUGGAGCAGUGGUGGUGGCUUUCGAUGAGCAUAUUAGUUAUAACAAAUUGAUGAAGGCUUCCAAUUUUUUGGGUCAAAAUGAGAAAUGUCUAUUUUUGGCAACAAAUGCUGAUGCUGUAUCCAAAUUUCCCAUGUAUUGUAUACCUGGUACUGGGGCUAUUUUGAAAGCCAUUGAGACUUGUGUUGGCCGCGAAGCUUUGAUUAUGGGCAAACCAAAUCCUUUGGUAUGUGAACAUUUGGUACAGAGCGGUAAAAUUAAGCCAGAGAGAGCCUUAAUGAUUGGCGAUUGUUACAAAACCGAUGUCUCAUUUGGUAAAAAUUGUGGUUUCUCCACUCUACUGGUUGGCACUGGCCGCUACAAAUGGAAUGAUGUUGAGGAACUGGUUAAGCAAGGCAGUAAGGAAUUCAUACCCAAUUUUUAUAUAUCUUCCCUAAGUGAUCUGAAAGCUUUUCUUUGAAAGCUUUAGUUAGAGUGAUUCAAGGAAUCGUAUCCAUCAUACUUCCCCUGCCGAUCUAAAACCUUACCUUUAACCUUUUUACCUAAAAAUUUAAAGCAAGUUGAUACUGAAUUCAUACCCAAUUUUCAUAUAUUCGCCUUAACGAAUCCAAAAACUUACCUGCAAAAACUUUAAAGAAAGAAAUUCAAUUUUUUAACAGUUGUACUACGUGUUGAUUCACAUAUUGUAAUCGUAUAUUUUAAUAAUAAAUAUAGAUGUUAAAUGUAA